Messenger RNA from Lentinula edodes (shiitake mushroom), 2357 nucleotides. Its product is annotated as DNA repair metallo-beta-lactamase-domain-containing protein. Lineage: Eukaryota; Fungi; Basidiomycota; Agaricomycetes; Agaricales; Omphalotaceae. Gene Ontology annotation, biological process: interstrand cross-link repair; protection from non-homologous end joining at telomere; double-strand break repair via nonhomologous end joining. The record is from RefSeq and is a predicted model, not a curated record. Bases 30 to 2192 code for a protein of 720 amino acids. The transcript is spliced from 7 exons. Gene Ontology annotation, molecular function: damaged DNA binding; 5'-3' DNA exonuclease activity.
UGUCUCAACCAGCUUGUCUGAAAAUCCCAAUGGCUGUUGGACCUCGAAGGAAUAAAAUCCUUACUACCCAAUCUACGACCAUUCUCACCUUCUUUACUCCUGGGGCCUCUUCUUCUAAAUCAACAAUCACUUCAGUAGCCCAAAAGAAGAAGCGUCGAACACCUUCAGUCAAUGUUUUACCAAAUCAGCAUGAAAUUAUAGUCAUUGACUCUGAUUCAGACGAAGACGAUCCAUCAGGACCGAUGCUCAGGAAGAAGAGGAAGACUGAGUCGAAAAGGGAACGGAGGGCUGUGGAUAAUUCAUCAGACAUUGAAUUUGUUGAGCAUAAAACUGUCGCUCCCUCUGCGAAAUCGAGCGAGUCAUAUGUACCAUUUGGCAAACCGACCUCGCUCCUGCUAGAUCCCUCGUCGUCGCCUAAAGUGAGCAAAACACCCUCUCCGACCAUAGCUCCAGCUCCCUUUGGAAAACCCACCGUACUUUUGCGAUCAUCCAAGGACAACAUAUCUCUGGAGAAUGAGGCAGGCACAAGUACGGAAGAAACCUUUCCAGAAGUAUUGGACAUCGAAGAUUGGGACACAGGAGACGACGAGGUCGCGCAAAUUGUGCUGGAUGAUGAACUAGAGGAUGAAGUGCGGGAAGUGGCGCCGGAUCAAUCAACAACUGCUACACCGUCUGCAGAAGUAUCUAAAUCCCGCAGUACCCCUGCACCCAAGUCUCAACGACCACUUUCGUCGUUUGAUAUUAUUAAGACCUCUCCUACGCCUUCUAGUACUACCAGUGAUUUAUACUCUGUCCUCUUGUCCUCCCGCAAAGAGAAUGAUGCAUGGAAGGAGGCAGCGGUGGCAGAGGACCGUGGAUUUCGUCCCUCCAAGUCUAAUGGCGGACGACGUAAGGCACCUUUCUACAAAGUCUUGCAGGGCAUGCCUAUUGCUGUCGACGCGUUCAAGUAUGGAACAAUACCUAGUGUGACCGCGUAUUUUUUGACUCAUGCGCACAGCGACCAUUACACUGCUCUUAGUAACACCUGGAAUAGCGGACCCAUCUAUUGCUCCGAGGGGACUGCCAACCUUAUCAAACACAUGCUCAGAGUGCACCCUAGCUGGGUCCAUCCUUUGCCAAUGAACGUACCUACAGAAAUACCCAAUACUGGGGGUGUUCGCGUCACCCUCAUAGAAGCAAAUCACUGUCCUGGCUCAUGUUUGUUCUUCUUCGAAGGCAAGCAAACAGUCGACGCAGGGGAUAGCACGUUCAAAUCGCCUUAUGUGGGUACGACAAGGACAUUCAGAUUUCUUCAUUGUGGCGAUUUCAGAGCAAGUCCUGCUCAUAUAGAACAUCCGGAGGUGAAGGGCAAGAGAAUAGAUCACGUUUAUCUAGACACGACUUAUUUAGAUCCCAAGUAUACGUUCCCUCCUCAACCUCUGGUCAUUUCUGCCUGUGCAGAACUCGCCAAACGCAUACAGCACGGCGACUCGCUGUUAUAUCCGGCUCAGCCAGGAACCAUGAGUGCGUGGGUCACCACAACAUCCAACGCAGAUGUCAAGGGAAAGCAGAAGGACACAGCAAAGGCCAAUAACGUUCUUAUGAUCGUAGGCACAUAUUCAAUUGGGAAGGAACGUAUCGUCAAAGCCAUCGCUAGAGCUCUCCAAUCCAAAAUCUACUGUGACUCUCGUAAAACUGCAAUUCUUCGCUGUCAAGCUGACCCAGAGCUUGAAUCUCUUCUGACCAAAAAUCCAUUGGACGCACAAGUGCAUAUCGUCCCUCUUGGACAUGUCAACCUGGACAAGUUAAAGGAAUAUAGUGAAAAGUACAAGAAUCAUUUCAAGAAGGUCGUAGGUUUCAGGCCAACAGGAUGGACAUACGUCCAACCAGCAGGAACCGAUCAAGUUCCUUCAAUUCCGACUAUCAUCUCGCGGGCUCAACGGAAUACAUUUACCUACACAGAUCUUCGUCAAGGCCGCGGCUCCUCCUCGACGUUGCAGGUGUAUCCUGUACCUUAUUCUGAGCAUUCGUCGUUCUUUGAGUUGACGUGUUUCGCCAUGUCAUUCGAAUGGGGCAAGAUGAUCGCGACGGUGAAUGUAGGAAGUGAAGCUUCAAGGGGGAAAAUGGCUAAGUGGGUUGAGAGAUGGGAGAAGGAGAGAAAGAAGCAAGGGAAGAACUAUAUUGUCCCGAGCCGGAAAGACGAUUACUGGUAGGAUAUAUACUCAACCCACCACCAAUGUCUUGUUAAAGGCAACCAUGCUCCCUAUUCUAAUCCAAUUCAUACUCGCAUCUAGACUUAAUACACCCCCUUGUACAUAGGUGGUAACGCGUUCGCGACAUUCUAACUGAGGGAUUCCUUGUACAAAUACGUAGAAGAU